GUCAUCGUCGUCGUCGUCAACGACAACGAUCAAUUCACCGGCAGCCGCAGCAGCAACAGUGCAACCCACUUCACCAGUGGCACCUCCACCAGUGCCACCACUGGUACCAGCAUUGCCACUGACAACAGCAUCAACAACAACAACAGCAGCAGCAGCAACAGCAGCAGCAGAGAUGAGGAGGAGAGAACUUGCCGAGGCAUAUAAAACAACGACGUCAGCUACAGCAUCACCAGCAACAGCAAGAGCAGUGACGGUGUCAGGGUCUUCCACACCUCCGCCACCACCUCCACCCCCCCCACUAACGCUACCACCACCUCCAUCAAUGACUCCGCCUCCACCACCGCCACCACCACCACCACUGACAACUUCUGCACUUCACUACCACAAUAGUCACGACCACCUUGGGGAAGAGCAGAGCUGUGAUCGGCGACGGAGGCGGGCUUCGGCUGGUGAUGAUACCACCAACACUAACACCACAACCGCCACGCUGUCAAGUAGCGACAGCUACCCUGGCAGCAGUGGUUCAAUCUCCAGUGACUGCCUUGGAGAUAGUUGGGUCUUGCAAGCUGUUGAACGGAUCAAGAAAGAUGCAAAGAUCAAUGUUCGUGAGAGCGUCCUUGCUCUGCAAAGUGUUGUCCAAUAUUUCAAGGAGACGGUGCCCGAUAUUGAGGACCUCUGCUCUCAGGCUUUGGCAGUCAUUACAAAGUUACAUGGCCCAGAUGCAAAUAUUCUCGCAAAGGAUUUACUUACGGCUCUUGGACACGUGGAAGAGGUUACCGUAUUGUGUCGACAAGAAGACCACCAUUUCACAGAAGAAGCAAAUAGGAAAUUGUCUAAAUACCUUCAGACUGUUAUCACAGAACUGUUGGCAUUGGACACCAAAGUCUCCCUGUCUGCUCUGUCAUCUAACAACUAUGAAGCUGUAGAAAUGUUGGUCUACUUGUCUGAAUGCCAGGAAGUGUCUGCUCCUGUCAAAGAAAGUGUGAAGGAUGUCAUGAAACUGAUGUGUAACUGUGACCGUCACAUAAGUCACAUGUUAAUAAACUCAUCUGUACCUCUGUCCCUUGUCAGUGAACUGAAAUGCUCAGAGACAGUCACUGUGGAAUUCUGUAACUCUGCAACAUUACUAGCUGCCAUUCUGGCUGGAGAAGAGGCUCUCCCAGUAGAAAUUCAUGGCUACUUAGAUAUCCCUUUAAUAGCGAAGGUUUUAAACUUCAUUGAGACUCCAAGUGGAAUGAUGUUUGCUGAAGCUGUUUCAGUGGAUUUAAUGACACUAAUACUGGCCUACAACCAACACCACAAUGAAAGUUCACCUCCCAAUGUUGUUAUGCAAGCUAUGACUCAUGCUGAUACCAAAUACCCAGAGCUUUUACUUGAGAAAUUGAUACUUUUCUUUAAUCGUGGAGUUGAUCCAUUAAUGGAACAAGGUUUAGUGAGAACAAAGAGUAACUCAGUGGUAAAAUUUCUACGAGACAUGUUCAGCUGUGAAGCAACAGGCAGAUUGUACUACACCAAUGACAUUAAAGUCAUGUUAGACAUUGUACUUCGAAACAUCACUGAUAAACCUCCAGGAGAUAAAGAACGAACAGAGAAUUUGCUUCUAUUGCAGCAGGUAAUAAGUCACUCAUUUUACACAGAAGAACAGUACCGAAUCAUAGAUUUCAAAGAUGCCUUCCACAAUAUCUGCAGUGAAGAGGAAUGCAUCAAGAGUCAACAUGAGAAAGAUAUAAUCAACUCCAUACGAAGUGAACAUACUGACUGGUUCAAUCCUUGAGCUACUUACCUAUUCUAUUACUAAUUGUUAACAGAAACUCUCUUUCUCUCCCACCCUCUCUCUCUCUCUCUCUCUCUCUCUCUCUCUCUCACUGGCUAUCUAUCUAAUUUUCUGUCUCUCAUAUAUCUACAUAUAUAACUAUCUGUACCCAUCUUUUUCUCUCCUCCCUCUCUCUCAUGUAUGUAUACAUUACAUACAUAUAUAUAUAUAUAUAAAUAUAUAUAUUUCUGUCUGUUAAUCUAUUUGCCUAUCCUAACUAUCAAUCUCUUCCUCUCUUUCUCUAUCCUCACCUCUCUCUAUAUAUAUGUAUAUAUAUUUAUAUAUAUAUAUAUAUAUAUAUAU
Molecule: messenger RNA, 2116 nt
Organism: Octopus bimaculoides (California two-spot octopus)
Lineage: Eukaryota; Metazoa; Mollusca; Cephalopoda; Octopoda; Octopodidae
Biological process (GO): endocytosis
Molecular function (GO): Arp2/3 complex binding; protein binding
Source: RefSeq, a predicted model, not a curated record